AUGAGCAAGCUACCAAUUGCAGCUCCGCUUCAAAAAAAAGAAACCGAUUGGAAUACAGGCGACACGCAUAGGCAUGCAAUGAAUUUACCACCACUACCACAAGAAGAUGGAAUUCCAUCUAUUCCAAGGUCAGCGGCUCUUCCGAAUCUAUCCACCAGAAUUUCUCCCUAUUCCAAUAAGGGUUACGUAGGUUUAUCUGAAAAUGAUUCACGGACAUUAGAAGUAUUGAACAAUAUUUCCAUUACUGUCAGUUCUAUAAUCAACCAAAUCAAUAAACUAUUUCAAAGGAGUAGAGACAAUGCUUCUUUUCUUCAAGAACUACAAACGGUAGUAAAGAGAUUGUCUGAUACCUCCUUUCAAAAUGUGGAAUCUCAAAAAUCUGUCCAAGAUCUUCAUUACCUUUUAGAAACGCAAAUAUCAACACAAAACCAUCAGGUAUCAGAGCUUGUGAAAGACAUGAACAAAGCUACAAGUUUGGAAAUCCGAAAGGAAUUAGGCGUUUGCCUUGCUCAUCUAAAAAAAGGAGCCCUCGACAUCGAUCAUGCUCUCAAUACUUCUUUGCAGAAACAGUCAGAUGAAUUAUUAUCUGUUCAGAGCACGAAUGAGAACCUCAAUUCUUUACAAGGAACUUUACAAGGUAUUUGUGACAAUUUGCAGCAGGUAUUUCCUUCUCAAGAAAAGUGGAAUAGUAUCAAUGCGUCGCUUUUUGAAAGGAACACUGAAUUAGAUUCCCUUGCAAUCAGGAAUGCGGAAUAUACAAACCAAUUGCAUGCUAUUACCCAAAAGCUGAUGAUUACCGACGAAGCUACCGAUGUGCAAAGGGACUUAAUUAGCAAAUUACAGGGCUUCGUGCAUAAUCAAGCAAAUCAAGAGGAUUUAUAUCAAAAGCAAAGCUUGCUGUACGAAAACUGGAAAGAAGUGGUGGCUUCUCACGAAAAUGAUUCUGAUUUACUGCACAAGUUCCAUACAACUUAUAAUGAACUUGAAAAGCUUGUUAAUAGUUUUUCAUAUUUUGCUAAUGGCGAGUAUGCCCAGAGGAUUGAGGACUUGAGAAUGGGUCACGAAAACGUUAGUAAUGUUUUGAAGGAACAUACUCAGGUCCUUCUUAACGUCCAACAGAAUAUGGGUUCCGCUUUAGAAAACCAAGAAAGAAGUAUCGGUUUUUCUUCAAAACAAGAAGCGUUAAUCACGAAGCUCCAAGACCUCAUUGAUCGUUUGUUGUAUCCGGGCCAUUCUGAUAAAAAGGAGCUUCAGACACCAACUUUACCGACCGGUGAAAGUCUUUAUGAAAUUCUAACCCUCCUCCACAGAAAAUUAUAUAUUGAAGAGCCUAAAGAUACGACCUCAAAUAAUCUAAAAGCUAUUACUACCGACCUCAGUAUAUAUCUUAACUCUUUUAAAGAUGAGGUAUCAAGAAUGUCUUCGCUUUACACCGGGUCAUCUUUCUCUUCAAAGACUCUGAGCCUCCUAAUGGCAAAUGGCGAGCAGACGCAAGAAGAAGCUAAUAAAGAAAAUAAUUAUCCAGAACUGAAGGUUUCAAACAAAAAUAACCAGGAACUCCAUGAGCAUCUGAACUCCACGCUUACCCUUCGAAACAAUACACUUUUAGACAAUAUUGCGAGCCUGGAAGUUCGAGAAUCUACCCUAAUUGACAAAAUUUACAAGCUGGAACUCUCUUACACGCAACUAAAUAUGGACUACGAUAAGGUUCAGAGUCACUUUCACUUAAAACAGACUGCCGUUCAAGAGCUUGAGAAUAGAAGUAUCCGUCUUGAAGAACGACUUAGAAUGCUACAAAAAUGGUCUACUAAUUCAUCCGCGCAAGAUAAUAACAAUGCAUCUUCCGAGCCGAUUCCUCGUGUGGUAACUCCUCCACCAAUUGAUCAAUCAAGCUUAACUAAUAAGAAGAAGCGUGUUCCCUACAACACAACAAGAAAUUCGGCGAAUUUGGAGACAUUGGACCAACAACGAACACCCAAUAAGAGGUUCUCAUCAUUUUCGGGCUCCUCGAAAGUGGUGAACCGCCCUGCAACAGCAUCAUCUGACAAAAGAAAGCCAUCUUGGUCAAGACGUUUUGCUGUUGCAUUGGGACUGAGUCCUCACUCAGAAGAAAAGGAGGCAGAGUCGAAAAACGUUCCGAGCAGCAAAAAGAUACCAUCUCCUUCUAAAAACCGCAGUUUGAGCUCCAAAAUGUGA
Schizosaccharomyces osmophilus is the source of this 2196-nucleotide messenger RNA. RefSeq names its product ubiquitin domain-like protein Blt1 (gene blt1). Lineage: Eukaryota; Fungi; Ascomycota; Schizosaccharomycetes; Schizosaccharomycetales; Schizosaccharomycetaceae. The transcript has 2 exons. The record is from RefSeq and is a predicted model, not a curated record. Bases 1 to 2196 code for a protein of 731 amino acids.